Amoebophrya sp. A120 is the source of this 4171-nucleotide messenger RNA. Lineage: Eukaryota; Dinophyceae; Syndiniales; Amoebophryaceae. The record is from the annotation of a GenBank genome assembly.
CUUUGCAGAAGUGGUUCAAGUUGUGUCGGAAAAAAAUAAAAACUAUCCCCCGGUUGCGGCGAAUAAAAAUGGCGCUUCUUCUAUAAUGGGGGGUUCAUCUCCUGUAGAAGCUUUUGCUACAACUAAUCCAACAAGAAGCUCAAGAACUACAUUGAACGCGCAAGAGCCGUCUACUUCAUUGAAUCAAAAUCGAAUUAUAUCGGCAGAAAAUAACUCCUCUUUGUCGUCCACUGUAGCUGCCAACCUUGCGAAGAUGAACAACAAGACAAAGGAACAAGAAAAAUCCACCCUCUUGACCCACAGCAGCACAGCCCUUGCCCCGGUGGUAAAAGUGGCGGAUUUUGUCGGGGAGCGAUGGCAAGAGAUAGAGUCGUUGCUCAAGGAUCCAGACGCACCUGUACCGGAGCCGUUGAAGCAGCGCUUGCGGAGGCGAGCGAGAAGUCACAAGCCUUUCACAAUUUUGUCUCGGCAAGCGACGAACCGGGACGCGGGGUUCAGGCCCAGGAUUACUAAUGCCGCGAUCAGGGACAGGGUGUUGAGGUCGUUGUUGUUGUUGACGCAGCAGCAGAUGCAGCAAGCGCAACCUGGUGUGCGGCCAACAUUGCCAAUGAUCCACGACCACGACCCAAAUGGCGAGAAUUAUGAAGCGAAAAUAAUAAAGUCGGAAGGAUCUUCAGAUGACCUGGAAGAUGUUGAUCUCGCGAACUUUCGCUUUUCCACCUUGGACCGUAUCAACAAGAAGAAACAUAAAGUCCUUCCACCACGAGAACAAUCAGAAGAGGUGUUGGUGGACCUCCGAACGAAAGAGCCAGAAAAUGUUGAAAAAUCCCCAAACGAAGUACUAAAGCCCUUCAAGCUUCUCCGGUGCCACAAGCGCCGCGACGCCGUUUUCUCCCACACACUACAACUGUCAAGAACAUCAAAUCCGGAAAAUAAAACUAAAUGGCUCGGUCUCGCCACCCAUGUAUGGCACGCGAAACGAUUCCACAUGGAAACCGUCUGGGGCUGGCGGCUACCGAAAAAUUCCUGCGAGAUUGGCGCCCGCGCUGUUUGGCGCAAAUGCAAAAAGCAGGGCUUGGUCCUGCACGACAGGUCUUACGCGAGAGUUUUGAAACUUUCUGCGGCGUAUCAAAUGUAAAAAUGUCUGGGUCUGGAAGAUUGCCAGGCUUGUCAUGCACGUUUUGCAUGACUCCUGAUGUCUGUGAUGCAUGCCCUAGCAUGACAGAUUUUCAUUUUGUGAGGGCUUCCGGAUGCCUAUACCGCAUGACAAAUGCUGAUCUUUCCGUGUAGCAAAGCUUGGACUCUCACUCUCUUUGCUGCUCAUGCAAUACAGAUUUUUUUAGAAUCUAAAAUCAGCAUGACUAGUUGAAUUCUUCCAGACCCAGACAUUUUUACAGUUGAUACGGCGGCGAAAAAACCAAUUGUGGACUUGAUGCGGGACGCUUUCGGAAUUCAGAUGAAACACCUAAUGGCGAAAAGAUAUGCACAUAAAACUUGUUUUGCUGCAAGAGCAGCCGCGACUUCUAAGGACAGCACUGAGGACAUCAAAAAUUUGAAAACUACAAGAAGUGGUGCCUCUAGUUCCUCUGCCAACAUCUUGAAGCGGCCGAAAGCGGGAGUAGACGCAAAAAAGUCCACGAAGAAGAAGAAAUUGAACAAAGAAACGGAAGGGAACUGGCGAGGCCUCGUGGAUCUGAGGCGCGGCCGGAUGCAGGCACAUCAAGAACUACUCUCAGUAGGAGCCGACGAGGAGGGUGGACGAGGCUUUUUACAUGAAAGCGACAAGGUGGACAUGGACCAGAACCAGCUAAUCAUGAAGGACGUGCCGUUCGUUUGGUUUUCUUCUGACGUCGGAAAGAACAAUUCAUCAACCGAGCAGGAGACCGCAAGAACCUCCUGCCACGACACUUCGUUCGCAAAAGUGUUCGGGACGACACGGAACAACUCUUCCUCGAGGACGAGGGAGCCACCUCCACAAGGGGAAGAUGCUGUUGUUGAACACGCUCUUUUUCUUUGGAUUCACCCAGCGGCGAUGUUCGAAGUCCAACAGAUGCUUCAGAACGCAGUUGCAUCACGACCUGGUGCUGCACCGAAGAAAACAGCUAGUACAGCAGCAGGAUCUACUGCAAUAAUAGAGAACCCACCUGCAGCUGGUGGUCGUGCUGCUCCUGGUCAUUCUCCUGCUCGACGACGAGAACAAGAACUACAUCAAGUCUCAGUGACCAUUUGCGACCAUCUGCACACCUUUGAGUUCUUCGGAAAUAUGGUGAAGAAAGCGAUUUUUCCACCGAAAUUCUCGAGGACACCUGCUGACGUAGGAGAGCUAGUCGCGGCGAAUCUACCGUACCGGAGGUUCGACCAGGGGGGAGCUGAAGUGAUUGACCAACUGCCGGUGGUCAUUGUUGAUACCAGCUCUAGAGCCGUGUCUUCAGUGACAACUUCUACGAGAAGUAAGACUAUGACCCCCGCCCCUAGUGUUGAGGACCACGACAGCGCGGCAGUAGAUGAUGAAUUUGCUAAUAUUAUAUCAAAGCGAGAAGUUGUUGUCAACAACCGUUCAUCCCUCCCCUCCUGCCAGCUGAUCUUUUUCGAGCCGGACCCGGCGAAGGUGCGGCAAUUCUUCCUUUACUUCAAAAUGGAGUGCCUGGCGGAGGUGAUUGGGUUCGAGGACCGACACAGGCUGAGAACAGCCUACCUCCAGCCGGAGUUUCCGUUUGAUUUUCCAGAGACAAGAGCUGGCACCGCGUGGCUGCAGAAGAGAGAAAAGGAAAAAGUGGUGGAGUUUAUCAAAAAGCCGAAAUCGAAACGGGUGAACUACGCCAAAUUCAAGGUCCACUCCCCCUUCUACGGGUUUUGGCCGGAUUACGACUUCGAAGUAGAUGCGGUCGUGCAGCCGGGAAGUGGUGAAGCUGCUGCUCCUGCUGGACACAAUUGUAGCAAUUGUUACAUUCCGCUAGAGCGAGACGUGGACUUUCUUCGCCACUACAACAACCACCGAGGAGAUGCAGCUGCGAGAAAGGUGGCAUCAAGCGCGAAAGGGAACAAUAGAGACGGCGAGGACCAGGUACAACUGUGUCAACAAACUCUGCCAGAAAUCGCCAACCUUCGCACAGUCGUGCAGAGAGACGGAAUUCGCUAUCUUCCCGGUAGCUGCAAAAACUUUCCGGCAGAAAAGAUCCGCGAUGUGGUUGCCUGUCGCGUUAUCCCAGUGUCGACCGGAGUGCCCGAACCCUGCACCCAUCUUUAUGUGAUGACGAAAAAUGCCGGAGCCGCGCCGGGAUUGGACUCUGGAGCAACUGCUGAUCAAGCGGCAGGAGCUCAGGUGCCGAUGGACGUCGAGGAGAACGAAAAUUAUAACGACAGCGCAAGAGGUCCAGCGGCAGUCUCUCAUUUUACAAACGGCACAAUAAGACGUCGAGGUAGCGACCAACAUCACAAAAACUUCCGCCUCUGCGGCUUCGUUCUUUCCGGUGGUUAUUCACAUGCCUUUAUCAAAAGGAAAAAUCCCCCCUCCCCAUAUCAAAACGAGGUCUCUGAUGCAGGAUUUGCGUACACAAAUAAGAUUUGUCUUGCUGGAGAGGAAUGCAGCCCCAUACUAAGCCGAAGUAGAGAGGUUCUGGCCUAGGCGUCUAGCAUGAGAAACGUCCGUGCUGUAGGCCCAUCAGCAUCACAAACCGCCGGCACAAUGCUGCGGAGCUUGUGGAGUUGCCUUCUUGCAAGACAGACGUGAUCUGAGGUCUCAAAUCAGCAACACAAAUUUCCGGAAACAUACCUUUUCGAUAUGGGGAGGGGGGAUUUUUCCUCCUAAUAGCCUUCGGACGGGCGAUCGGGUUGGGCUUCGUCGAGACAGAGGCUUACUCGGGCUACCUGUCAUCUAACCAAGUCGACACUUUCUUGUACAUGCGAAAUACUACGUCGAACUGUUACCACAGGGUUUACGUAUCAGCUGAUACAGAUUUGGGACAGAGAACCAGUAGGAAGGAUGUUGGGUAGUAGUUGUACUUCGUGGAACAAGUGGCACAAGUUCAAAAUAAUUAUCGAUCUUACUACAAGACGUUUCAACUACUUCAAGCAAAGCGACAUUUGAAUGAUUUAUUUUCUAUCAACGAGCAGGACAACCAAGAACGCUAACGCUUGUACAAUGCUAAUCGAAAAUUCCUGCGACGCAUCG